CACCAGCUGCCGUCUCGUGGUGCUCUCAAGUUCUCAACCCACUCCAACCCCAAAAUUCUCAAGUCCAAUCGGAGGUCGCGCUAUGGCCAGCCUCUGUCUCCUUACGACCAAGAUGACGACGAAGAGGUUUCUCGUGCUAGUGAUGUUUCGGAUGACGAUUGGUUGCUCAAUGAUGACUUUGCAGAAAUUUCAGAGUUUGAUGUUAAUAGAAAGAGGUCCAAAUCACACAAGGGAUUUGUGAAUGGUCAUUCGGAUGGCAGAAACAGUAAGCACACUCUAGAGAAAAGUAAUGCUGCAAACUACUACAAUAGUUCUAAUCAAACAAAUGGUGUCAGUUCCUUGGAUGUACCUCGUAAGGGAAAGCAGUCUACAAGGAAAGCUAUGGAGGAUAGAUUUCCUCGGCUAUCAGAAGAGGUUGAAUUGGAUGAGAAGUGGUUACCUCUUAUUGAUUACCUUAGCACAUUUGGGCUUAAGGAAUCACACUUUAUUCAAAUGUAUGAAAGGCAUAUGCCUUCUCUUCAAAUAAAUGUGUGCUCUGCAAAGGAAAGGUUGGAAUAUUUGUUGAGUGUUGGGGUCAAACAAAGAGAUGUAAGAAGAAUGCUUUUGAGGCAGCCACAAAUCCUCGAAUAUACAGUUGAGAACAAUUUGAAGUCCCAUGUUGCUUUCCUCAUGAGUUUGGGUAUUCCAAGUUCCAGAUUCGGGCAGAUUAUUGCUGCUGCUCCAUCCCUCUUCUCUUAUAGCAUUGAGAAUUCAUUGAAACCCACCGUGAGAUACUUAGUUGAGGAGGUCGGGAUUAAAGAAAAAGAUUUAGGUAAAGUUGUGCAGUUAAGCCCUCAAAUUCUAGUUCAGCGGAUUGAUAUAUCAUGGAAUACUCGUUUGAAUUUUCUUUCUGAGGAGAUAGGAGCACCCAGAGAUAGUAUUGUGAAGAUGGUUAAAAAACAUCCCCAGUUCCUCCACUUUAGCAUCGAUGAUGGUCUGCUCCCCAGGAUCAAUUUCCUUAGGAGUAUUGGGAUGUGUAAUGCUGACAUCUUGAAAGUCUUAACUAGUCUGACACAGGUACUAUCCCUAUCACUGGAGGAGAAUUUGAAACCCAAGUACAAGUACUUGGUCAAUGAACUUCAUAAUGAAGUGCAUUCCUUGACCAAAUAUCCUAUGUACCUAAGCUUGUCUAUAGACCAAAGAAUUCGCCCCCGACAUAGGUUCUUGCUUUCUCUGAAGAAAGCUCCUAAAAGGCCAUUUCCUUUAAGUUCACUGGUCCCCACUGAUGAAUGCUUCUGCCAGCAGUGGGCUGGAACUAGCUUAGAUAAAUAUAUAGAUUUCCGGCAGAGACUACUGCUCAAGGAGUUUGCCAAAAAUAUGAAAGAAAGGGAUAGCAUCUUCUCCGAAAGGAUGCCCGAGGUUACUGACCCAAGUGUUUGAUGAACAGAGCAGCCUCCCUUUGCAACUUUGUCUGUGAAUGAAUUUCAAUGUAUGCCACUGUUAACAAUAAUUUCCAUGAAGUUCAGAGUUUCUGGUUAUCAUAAACCUGGAGUAAGCAAGUUUCCAGGUUGUUGACAGUUUCCCGUUGGGAUGGUUAGUUUGUUUCUCAUGUGGAGUAUAUAGGUGGUACCUCACUCCACUCCAAUGCUAUUAGUUGUUCAUACAGGAGCAGCUCCAGUUUUGUAUACAACGUUACAUUCUCAGGUCAAGGCAUCUAGAUGAGUAUUAUUUUCGAGGUUCUAACUGCUUGUGACAGAAAAGACAAUAGACGACAGUCUAUGCUUUAAGGUGAUUUAUUUUUUAAUUGAACAAGAAAGGGUGGUUUCCAGGAUAAUGAAUCUACCUUUUGAAUGGUCGCAUGUUUGAUUAUUUGUGCUGUAUUCCUUUGUGCUAGUAGACAAGUACAACGUAAUACAUCUCUUCCUUACUGCCAUUGGAUAGCCUAAUUACAUUGUUUGAUAUGAUUUUGUACUUUCUAAUGGUUAAUUAACUCAUUGCAGGUUAGUAGUGUAUUUGCAUCUUCUCAACUCUCAAGUGGACAAAGGAGAAGCUUUACUAACUGCGGUUGAUUUAAAACAGGAGGAUUCGUUCUUCUACUGUAUGCAUUGUAAGUCGGAUGAGUUUUUGCUACUUUUUCAUCCCGAAAAUAUACCCAGAGAAAAGCAAGAAAGCAGCCAAAAUUGCAUUGGAAUUUUACAGAGAAAAUUUGUCAACUCUGUAGUUUGGAGAUUCAACCCAACAAGUAAAGGUCAUCAUCAUAUUCGAUCAAAUUGGAUUUAAUUGGUUAAUUUGAGUGGAUUGGAUUGAGUUUUAAACACGAACUAGAUUGGAUUGAUGUCAAACAUAUAACUAUAGAAACUCAACUUUAACACACUAAUAUAUAUGUAACAAUAGUGUUGUAUGAAGAAAAUUACUUCUCUUA
Messenger RNA from Prunus persica (peach), 2401 nucleotides. Its product is annotated as transcription termination factor MTERF9, chloroplastic. Gene Ontology annotation, biological process: regulation of DNA-templated transcription. The record is from RefSeq and is a predicted model, not a curated record. Gene Ontology annotation, molecular function: double-stranded DNA binding. Lineage: Eukaryota; Viridiplantae; Streptophyta; Magnoliopsida; Rosales; Rosaceae.